AUGAGUUCCUUCGUUCUCGACAAGUUUGGCAGCAACUGUCGACUGAAAUUUGGAGAAGAAUGUGUUUCUGUGGACUUUGAGGGAAAGCGAAUAACUACGAGCAGUGGUAGGACCAUUCAGUAUGAUUUGUUACUGGCAGCCGAUGGCGUUAACUCCAGAAUUCGAGAAUUUCUUGUUCAAAAGGAACAAGAACUGUUUCAAGAGCAACACUAUCUGGAAGAUAUCCAUUGGAAGGCGCUCCAACUACCGAAACAGCCCGACAUUGAAGCUGGAUCAUUCAAACCGCUCCAACACCCUUCUUUUUCAAGAGGACGAGUUCUUCCAAGAGCUCCAGAGGGGCAUAUCCUACUGCUGUUUUGGAAAGAAGAACACGGAAUUGAGAACCCGGCAGGAGUUGAAACAACAGACGACUUAAAGCAAAUGAUCACAGAAGCUAUGCAUGGCAAGAAUACGCGGGGGACCAAUCCUCUCCGAAAGCUCCUUGGCUUCAAUCGAGGUGACAGUGACCGGAAGCGUGAUUGGAAUGAAGUCUUCGACGAAGCCGCUUUAGAAGAUUUUAUUUCCAAGCGAGCUGGACGAACGCAUCACUUGAAAAUCAAUCAGUAUCAUUUCCAAGAUUCAGUGGCAUUGAUUGGUGAUAGUGCGCAUGCCAUGAACUCAUUACUGGGGCAAGGAUGCGCCGCUGGUCUGCAGAGCACCUAUACGCUUGUGGAAUGUCUCGGUGGUUGUGACGAUCAAACGUUGUCAAUCGAAGAGAGUUUGUUAAAGUACUCACAGCUCGCCACCAGGGAAGCUUACGCCAUAACCGACCUGAACUUGAUUCAUUAUGCCACCAGAGGUCGCAUGGCAAUGCUGAAAGCGUUACCCCUGGCAGUGUGGAAUAAGCUUCGCGGGCGGAGCUUGCGGAAGCAGCUUUCGGAUAUCACUGUUCCUUAUUCACAAAUUGCAGCAGAAAACAAAGGACUGCUGAAAUUGUCUCGGCGAAAUUUUGAAAAGGAACGACGACCAUUUGUGAAUCCAGGGAUAGCAGCAGCAAUUCCCACAAAAAAUGAGCUCGAAUUAAGUCAAUGA
Cylindrotheca closterium is the source of this 1071-nucleotide messenger RNA. Lineage: Eukaryota; Bacillariophyta; Bacillariophyceae; Bacillariales; Bacillariaceae. The record is from the annotation of a GenBank genome assembly.